AUCUGUAAUAGUUAACUUGAAAACCGUAACUUCAUUGUUGAAUUUAUGACAGGAAAAUCUAAUCUAAUAAAUGAUUUGUUUACUUUUAUAAUUAAUAUUCACUAAAAAAAAACUUAAAAAAAAAACAAAACUAUAUAAUUUACUUAUAUUCUUAUAUUUAUGAUGACGUCCCAUGGGAAAGCUGAAACACAAAAACUAAUUGAAAAUUUAGAAAACCAAUUAGAACGAUUAGUAAAUCAAUUGCAGGAUUUAGAGGAAUGUAGAGAAGAAAUGGAUAACAGCGAGUACUUAGAAACAAAACAAGAUACAAUGGAACAAAUGCGAGAAUUGAAUGAAAGUCUUGAGCGACUAUCAAGUGGCAAUUUAAGUCUAAUCAGCACCUUUUCAGCAAUGCGAUUGGCUUUAUGUGCAGCAAUAUCCGAAGCAUUUAAAACACCUGAAGUAAUUAGAAUGUUUGGCAAACGACAACCACAACAAUUAAGAGAAAGGCUAGAGCAGGUGGAAGAGAAAUUUAGAUUGAAUAAGAUUUCAAAUGAACAAAAAAAUAGGGAAAAGGCUGAAAUAUUGCUUGCGCUACAACAACUGCAAGAUAAUUUAACAGCAGAGGAACUGAAGUUUUUAGAUGAACAGAAUUCAGUGAAAAUAUCGUUCAUGGAAGAACUGCCUAAUGAAGACUAAUUUUAUUACCCAA
Ctenocephalides felis (cat flea) is the source of this 691-nucleotide messenger RNA. Its product is annotated as protein LZIC-like. The transcript has 4 exons. NCBI's taxonomy places the organism in Eukaryota, Metazoa, Arthropoda, Insecta, Siphonaptera, Pulicidae. The coding region runs from base 160 to 678 and encodes 172 amino acids. Gene Ontology annotation, molecular function: beta-catenin binding. The record is from RefSeq and is a predicted model, not a curated record.